GUGUAGUACAGAAUUAGGACGUAUUAUUAAUCGUGGUGCUCCGUGUAGAGUUUGUAAGCUACGUGUUUGCAAGACUUGUCGAGAAUUUACAACACGUACAACAGAUUGGGUUUGCAUAGUUUGUCAUAAACAAAUGGAAAUUCACGCUGCAAGUGGUGAGUGGAUAAAUGAAUUCACAAAUAAUCAAAAGACAAUAUCAACAUCUAAAGAAUUUAUAUCUGCAUCGGAUAUUUUGAAAAAAAGUAUUAGACGUUCUUGGACUAUAUCAAAUCCAGAGGAUGAACAACAAAAUCAAUUGAAUAAUUCUCAAACUGGCGUCCAAAAUAAUUAUAAUAAUCAUAAGCAACCAAUUAGAGUACGAACAACUGGUAGUCAUCCCAUUUUGACUAGAUAUCCAGCGGCAGUACCAACACAUCAAACAUAUUUAGCACAACAAAGUUAUCAAUCAACACAAAGUAUGGACUAUAAUGAAAUAAAUAGUUAUCAACAUCCUCCGACGCAAAGGAGAGUAUUGCGACAAUCAACAUUACCAACAACAACAACAACAAAUCCAGAUGGAACACAAUAUUAUUAUCAGAAUCAAAAAAAUUUAACGGCACCAACAUCACCGAAAUGUCAAAUUAGUCCACAAUAUAGUAUGUCGUAUAGUACUGAGAAUGUUGUUAUUAAUAAUAUUGUACCCGAAUGUGAUAUACAACCACCACUACCACCAAAUCAAAUUAGUAUUGGUAUUGUACCAACAAUACAAUCACAACCAGCGCAAUUACAACCGGAAUCACCACCACCGACACAACAUCCUGGUAGAUUAACUGUGCGACGACAAUCAACUCUACCUUGUUUACCGACUGAAUCUUCACCAUAUUUCUAUAUGUCAACUUCACCAAACCGUUCACCGUACAGUCGUUCACCAGAACGUUCUGAAGGCUAUCCACCAUUAUUUAGACAAUCGACAUUACCAUCUAAUUUAAGUAUUGAUGCACCGGCGCCUCCACCAUAUGUACAUAGGCCAAAAUUAUUGCCAACUUCACCGAAUCGUUUAACAGCAAAUUAUGUGCCACAAAUCCAACAAUCUGAUGAAAAUUUAUUAGCUGGAGUUGAUUAUAUGCCACCCCAAAAACCUCGUGUUACAAGGCAAGCAACAUUACCUAAUCCAGAACAGCAUGUAAAAUUACUACCUACUUCGCCACCAAAACGACAACACUCUCCGAGUUAUAUAAAACGCUCACCUGAAUUUACACGACAAAAUACUUUACCUAACCCGGAUCAAUUUAAUUCAUUAACCGUUCAAACACCGAAUGGAAAAUUUUUACCCAUUUCUCCUAGACAGAAACAAAAUUUUCUCUUUCCCACACCUGCCCCACAUUCAAGAACAUUUCUGUCACAACAAAAUGUACCAACAGUCGCUGAAGCAGAUCAAUAUAACAGUAGUCAAAGCGUAAACAUUCAUAAUCCAAAUGCAAAAAUGAUUAAGGUUCGUAGUCACAGUAAUGAAGAAUACACAAUAACAAGACCAUAUGCAACAGAAGGUAGAAGAUUACUACCAGAAAUACCAAAAUCUCCAAGAUCUUUAAAUCGCUUGGUCAGACAGGAUCACGUAAAAGAAGAUGCACAACAACAAAUUCUAGAAAGAAAUUCUGUAGGUCGUAGAACAUUUGCUGAAGCCAAGCAGAAUUUACCAGAAUACGGUGAUGAUAGAUCUCAACAGGAAUAUUCCGAUUAUUAUAGUGAUAAUAGUUUCUUAGAAGUUGAUGAAACUCAUUAUGAAAAUAAUUGUAGUACCGGUUAUAAUAGUGAGCCAAAAAUGAUAUAUAACGAUAGUUCACAAGAAAUGGAUGCAAUGUGCGCUCCACCUAUUCGCAGUGCUGAGAAUUUUGCAAACGGUCAAGAAUCAGAUUAUCAAACUGUAGAAGAUAGCAAUUACAAAGCAAUUCGUCGCGAACAAAUAAUACAGUAUAAUAGACAACGUAGGCGACGUUCAAGAGAAGCUUUAGAAAGUACGGAAAUGACUGGUGUUACUACAAUAAACACAGAGGAAGAAAUUAAUGUUACCGUUAGCCGGCGGAAACCUGAAACAAUGCGUUCAAUUUCAGAGGACUCGGGUGCUAAACCUAUAGUUAAACCAGUUACAAGAAGGUCAUUAUCUCAUCCUGAAAAAGAACAGAGUGAUAAAAGAAAUGAACAAAUAAAAAUACCGAGUCCAAAACCGCUCAUUGAUAUUUGUGAAAAAGGAAAAAAACCAAGUAAAUUGCCAGUUAUACCAAAGCGACGUAAUAGUAAAGUAAACGAAUACGGCGAAUUCAAUACGCAACAUUUGGGUGGCGAAGUACAAUCACCUCAACAACAAUCUCAGCGAAAGGAUUCAAUGGAUUUAUCCUCUGGCGGCCAAGAUAAAAAUUCUGGAAAUAAGUCACCAGAUAAGAAUAUGCCUUUAAGCAAUAACGAUAAUCCUAUAUCACAGUAUCAUCAUGCGAAUAAAUUAGAAGAAAAAAAUAAUGAUAGUAGUGACACAGUUGGAACAGCAAUAAAAUUAGAAAAUGCUGAUUUUGGCAGAAAACUAAAUGGUGAUGAUGAUACCAAAGAUAGUAAUGGUAAAGGAAACGAUGAUGAUGAAGGAAAAGUAAAAUGUGAAAAUGACAAUAAAAGCUCUACAGAUGGUGUACAAGAGCAUAAAACAACGUUAGGUGAAGCUGAAAUUCAGAGUGCUGUUGAAGCUGCAGCUGUAAUAUUUAAAAAAGUUGUCCUACAGAGACGUCAGGAAAAGAAAGCUGCUGAAGAAGGUGAUCUGACAAAAAAAUAUUCAAUAGCAACACCUUAUCAUGAUGAAAUAAUAUCUGAUCAAGAAACUUCUUCUUCAACUUCAGGAAUGAAAAUGUAUUACACUGAAGGCGAUGAAUAUAAAAUCGUCUUUAUAAGUUCAGAUUCAUCUAGUAAAGAAGAGGAUUUUGAAGAUACAAGUUCAACAACAUCAUCAACCCCAAAUUGUAACAGUAUUAUUUUAGAUGAUUGUGAUUGGGAUUAUUUUGAGCCCGGUGCAUCCGGGCUCACAAAACAUAUAUUACGUUCACCAUAUGAUUCACCAUUGGUCCGUCGUAGAUUUAAUAAUAAUAAAUCUCAAUCACCGAUUGAUUCACCAAUAUUUUAUAGACGAAGUGUACUAUCAGAAUCGUCAAAUUCUUCGGUAUCACGACAAAAAAUGCGUGAAAGCGAUACAGGAACAGAUGAAGAAAUGUUAAUGCCAGCUGAAAGUUCAUCUCCAACAAGUUCAGAUGGUUUUCUUGCUAAUAAAAAUGAAAUGUCUAUAAGAAAUCGUAUUAAAACUAAAUUCCUUCGACAUAAUAAUAAUUAUAGUGGACAUUCAUCUUCUUCAUCUUCUUCUGCUAAACAAAAUUUUUAUUCCAGUAAUAAAGUUGAAUCAUCAUCUUCGAAUACUUCAUCAUCAUCUUGUAAUGGAAAUAAAUCUGGUAUACAAAAUACGCAAUCAUCAUGUUCUUGUGGUGCAAAUAAUACAACUGGAAUAUCUAUUCAACCACAAUAUGUUCCUAUACCAGUGCCAGUUCCAAUACCUGUGCCAAUUUCAGCAUUUCAAAAUUGGAAUCCUACUGAUUUACUUUUAACAGCUUCAAAUACAGCAAAUUUAGUAAUUUCAAAUGAAACUAAAAGUCACGAAAAUGAAAUGUGCGCAGCGAUACAACAAUUAUGGCAAAAUGCAACGCCAACUUUAUUACAAAAACAAAUUCAUGAACAAGCAUUAAAUGUUUUACCUCCACAAAUACAACAACAAUUACUUUUAAAACCACAAAACAAUUCAGCUCUAUAUCAACAGCAACAAAAACAGCGACAAGAAAUUGUACAAUACGAGCAUAAAGAUACACAACAAAAACUAAACGAGUUUAAUGAAAUUAUUUCCAGAAGCUUACCUGAAACCAUAAAAGAAAUAAAUAGAAAAGAAAAUAAAAAAUUCAUACCGGCCAUUAAAACUACAAAUAAACCUGUAUUGCUAACAAAAUCGUCAUCAUCACCGGUUUUAUUCAGUGAAGCGUUAACAACUUCUGAGAAUAAAGAAAUUUUUCAAUUGGGCGAUGGUGUAGUACUAAAUGAAAAGCAAUCGGAAAUAAAAUUAAAUGAUAAGCUAUCGGUUUCGUCUUCUUUGAUGUCUAUUAGUUCAUCAUCAAUAUCUUCAAUGCCACUCUUAUUACCGUCAACAUUAACCACAAAAUUACCUGUAUUUUUGUCGCGUUCAGAUGAUCAUUAUGAUGCUAGUAGCUCGUCAGGUUAUGCUACAGAAACUACAAUAUCGUCGGCUACAUUUACCGGUAAUUUGAGUGAAUUUUCUGCAUCAUAUACUAGCACAAAUUCAGUACAAAACGAUACGCGAACGUGUACAAAAGAAUAUACAACGAAAAAUAAUAGUUCAGAUAAUAAUGAUUUUAAUUUACAAUUGUCGCGUUCCAUUAUAAACGAAAAUUCGAUAUGCGAUAAUAAAUUAUCGAUUCGUGAUAAUAACGAUAAGAAACAAAUUUCAUUUACUGAUAACAAAACCAAUAUCGCAAAAAAUACUCAACAAAAUUCGGUAACAUUUUUAGAUUCUACUUUAAUAGCAACGAAUGAAAUCGGUUCAAAUGAAAAUAACUCUAAUAUACAAUUUAAAAAAAUAGACUGUAGUAAUAAUUUAGAUUUAGUGGAAGGUGAAAUAAAGUUAAAUGCUCAACAUUUAAUAGAAGAAAAUAAUAAAAUAACAAAAAUUUCAAAUACGUCCAAUACAAUUAAAACAAAACUGGUACAGGAAAGUACUUUUAAUGUUGAAAAUAUAAAAGGUAAGAAACAAGAUUUUGGAGAAUUUCAAGUGGAAAAUUCAAUUGCUGCAGAAAGCAAGCCAUAUAAACGUGGUAAUUGUAAUAAUAAAAAAUUACAAGAAAAAAUUAACAACGAAAGAAAAUACAACGAUUUAAAAAAUAAAAAUUUCUGCUUGGCUAAGAAUAACAACAGCAAUAGCAAUAACAAUAGCAAUAACAAUGAAAAAAUUGGGGACGUUGACACUAAUUCUGUAGCAGCUAUUAGCAAAAAAUAUAACAAAAAUUAUAAUUUAGAUAGUAGCAAUAGUAGUAAUGUACGACCAUUGAAAGAAAUAAAAAAUUCACCGCCAUCGUCGUUGCCAUUAUUACAAGCUGUUGAAAAUAUUAAUAAAACGCCAUCAUUAAAUAUAAAAGGAAAAAAUUUUAAAGAGAAUAAAAUAUCAAAAAAUAUUGCAAUGAUUACUAUUGGAAAAAUUAAAUCCUUUUCGGAGGACAAUAAUAAUUCUAGCGGUUAUUUAAUAUCAGAAAAUAUGUUCUCAUCAUCAUCUGAUUCAGAAACAUCUAUUGAUAAUCAAAAUCAAUCAAGUGAUGAUGAUGACGAAAAUUGUUAUAUCAAAAGAAUUAAUAACUCUAGCAAUAAUAACAAUAACAGCGAUAAUUUAAUAAGAAAAAAAUCCGUUAAACGUAGCUAUGAUGUGGCUAGUGCUUCUGGUGUUCAAAAUUUAAUUAUUUCAGAUAAUGAAAAUGUUGAAAUGCGAGCACAACAACAACAACCCAGUAUUUCAUCUAGCAGUCAUGCAGAAUCACAUUAUUCAACCUCAGAUAAAGAUAAUACUACAUCAUCUAGUUCAGAGUCAAUUGAUACGGAUGACACUGGCACUAUUGCUGAUCGUCGACCAAAAUCUACAAAAACGUUUUCAAAAGUAUUCAUUGUUAACCGUAAUAAUGCAUCAUCGGGUAGCGAUUCUCAAAGUUCUGAUGCGAAUCUUGAAGAUUCAUCCGACAAUGAUACUGAUACAGAACGUGAUUGUGGUAUUAUUCUUAAUUAUAUUAAAUCGUUGUCAGAAACUAAUUUAUCAAAUAAUUCCGACAAUGAAUUUAAUAAAUCAACAGCAACAACAUCAAGAAGUACCUCAAAUGAGGAAAUUAAUUUGAUACAAGAUGUUGCCAGUGACAUUAUAAAUAAUAACGCCAGCGAAAACGACCAUAACUCAGAAAAUGAUCAAAAUAUUACUGAUACUGAUAAUAACAAUGAUGUCGUUGAUUUUGAUACAAAUAGUAAUCCUAGUAAUGUACUUAAACAAAAAGAGGCGUAUCAAAGAGAUGACAAUAUUGAAGUGUUUACUGACAAUUCUAUUAAUUUAGUUGCCAAUAAUAAUAAUCAAAUUUUAUCGAGUAUUGAAAGUGAUGGUGGUAUAAUUUUAAAUUCAGUACGGAAAUUUUCAUUCGAUAAUCAAGACAAUAACAAUGUGCCAAUAAUCGGUUCUAAAUUUAAUUUUACAUUGAAUGACAAUCAAAUAGAAAAAAUAAAAACAAAAAGUGACAAUUCUAACAGUUCUAAUUUUAAUGAAAUAAUUGAAAACAAUAAUUGUUCUGAUAAAAAUAAUGAAUUUCCAAUAAUGAAUUCGGAUAAAAUUAUUAAAAAUGAAAAUAUAGAAAGAAGUGAAAAUGUAGAGUUACAAGUAGAAAAUAUAAAUAAAAAGGCUGAAAAAGUAAUUAGUGAAAAAAGUGAUAAUUUUAUUGAAAGUAACAAUGAAAAGACUGAAGUUAUUACAAAUGAUAAUGAUAAAUUAGAAGAAUUAACAUCGAUUACGAACGAUGUCGAUAAACUUUUAAAAUAUAAAACUCAAGAAACUGAUUAUUUGAUGGAAAAAUUAAAAAAAGAUGUUAAAGAAAUUAAUGAAGAUUUGUUGCAAAAACCAUUUAUAAGUGAAUUUAGCGAUAGUUGUAGUUCAUCUAGUAAUGAAAGUAUUACAACAUCAUUGUUUAAAAAAUAUUGCAGUAUUUCAAUAAUAUCAUCAAGUGAUGAUGACGAAAUGACUAAUAAUAAUGAUAAAAAUAAUUUAGAAAAUUCAACUGAUAUUAAAAAUCAGAAUUUUGAAAAAAUUUCGAAAUUUUCAACAAAUAAACCUGAAAAACAACUAUUAAUUAAUUCAGAAAUAACAGGGAAAGUGAUCGAAAAAGAAAAUUUAUUUUUAUUAGAAAAAUCAAAAGAAAUUCAUAGUCCAAUAUAUUCAACAAUACCAUCAACAUUGUCGCCACCGUCAUCGUCAUUUUCAUCUGAAUCGGAACAUGAAAAUCAAGAAAUUAAUGUGGAAACUGGUUUACAUGAUUAUAAAAAACAACCAGUUAAGCUUUUAUUAAAUAAAAAACCAGAAAUCGCGAAUAUAAAUGCAAAUAAUAGUAACAAUAAUAUGAAACAACAACAUCAUACAGACAACAGCGACAAUAACGAACACCAAGAAACUUUAAAUAAUUUACAAACUAACAAACCCUCUACCGAUGAUCAUAUUAAUCAAAUAUUUAGCUUAGAGAAACUAAAAAUCAGUAAUAAAGGUUCAAUAAAUAGUAUAAAUUUAAAUAAAAAUAUUUUAUAUGAGGAUGAAAAUCUUAUUAUUAGAGAAGACAAUGAUAACGACAAUAAAAAUUUCGAAAUUAGUUGUAGCGUUGAUGAUCAUUACAAUCAAGUUACUGAUGAUGAAAUUCUUAAUAAAAAUGAUCAAGAAAAACAAAAUGUUCAACAAUUACAACUUUUUGAAAAAGAAGAACAACAACAAAGUCAAAAAGCUCAACAACAACUACAAAUAGAAGAACAAAGUGUUUUAUUACCUAACGCAAAAACAACUUUAGAAGAAAUUCAACAACAGCAAGUUAAAAACUUGUUAUUCUCCAAUACCGAAUAUGAUUCCUUCGAUUUGAUACAGGUAAAUAAAAUACAAAUGAGUAGAACAUUACCAAUGCAAUCAACCAGUUCAGAAACUUUUCCUACAACUUACCACAAUACAUAUGCGCAAGUAACUUUAAACAAUGAUAUAAUAAUUUCUACAAUACCAACAAGUACUUCUACUCAUACAACUAUAACUAAUACAACCGCUUCAAUUCCAUCUACUGUUCAUACACUUAACACCAACACGUUAAACGAAAACGUAGGAAAUAAAUCAGCUGUAUUAUAUUCAAAUGAUAAAACAAGUAGGAAUGAUAAAAUGAAUAUAAAAAAUGAAAAUACCAGUAACACACCUUACAACAAUGAUGAGAAUUUUAAUGAAAACAACAACAAUAAAAAUAAAAAUUUACAUUACUACCACUAUGAUGACUUUAAUACUUCAACUGAUUUAAUGACAGACAAAAAGUGUACAACUGUAAAUAUUAACAAAAACAAUAAUAAUAAUAAUAAUAGUAGCCAUAUGCAAACGAAUAAUGGUAACAGUUAUAAUAAUGAAAAACAAUGUACUACAAAUAUAUCUUUAGAGUCAGGUAUUAAGCCACUUUGGGAAGGUAAAAAUGUAUUUAACACGCACACAAAUGCAAAUACUUUCAAAAUUCAUAAUUUUAAAAAUACAACAGAAAAAACAGUAGAGUACGAACAUUCAUACGGUUCAGAUGGUGAUGAUAUAAGUGCACAAUUUGCAACAACAGCAUUAACGGCGGAAAAUAUUUUCUCUCCAAAUAAAAGCGAAAAAACGAACGGUAAUAGUUUAUCAUCAAAAUAUCGUAGUUUAGUAAUGAUUAAUCAAAGUCAAGAUCGAUCCAAUAUAGUAACGUCUACAAGUGCGAUACCAACGACACACAUUUCAACAAACAUGAAUAAAGGAAUAAUAAAAACCCCCCAAAUUAAUAUUAUUGGUGAAAAUACGCAUGUUGUUUUACAACAGUCAUCACAUGAUGAAAAUGAAAUAGGUAACUGUAACACAAAUGUAAUCGUGAAUAGUUCAAACGCAUUUCAUAGCAAUGAUUUCUUAGUUAAAUUAAAAAAUAAUAAUAGUAGCAAUUUUUCACAAAGCAGCAGUAGUAGUGACCUAAAUGAAAUAUCUAAUUAUACCUCAAUGACGUCAUUGUACUUAAAUAAAAAAUUAGGAAAAAAUAAUUCGAAUAGUGUUAAAUAUGAUGAAAAAAUUGAUAACAAUUUUAAUUUAGAAAAUGUUAGUAAAAGUGAAAAUUUAGAAAAUGAAAAUGAAAAUAUACAAAUAAAUAUUUCAGAAAUAAAUUUAUUUAAAAGUGAUUCUAGUGAUAACAAUGACGUCAAUUUAAUAACAACAAUAACUACAACCAUACCGAAUGCGUUAAACUCCGCGGUUUGUCUUGAAGACGGUUUAGCAGAUGAUGAUUCAUGGGUCGAAGAAAUCAGUCAAGAUGAAGAAGAAUUCGCAGGCACAACCACUACUGCUACCGAUUCGGAUAUUGAUUCGGGUGAAGAUAUAUCGUUAUCUUCAUUAAUCGAUCGUGAAGAAGAGUUACGUGGCUAUAAUCGGACGGCUAUAGAUUUUACAUUACAUACGAUUAUCGAAGAAAGUUGCGAAGAGUGGAGCGAAGUUGAACAAAUCGAGGAUAACAGUAGGAAAUCGAAUCGAAAUUAUAGUGUCGGUAAUAGCGGUGACGGUAAUGGUGGAAGUAGUAGUGGAGCAAUUAAGAAAAAAAUUCAACAAUCUUCACCAUCCGAGUUAGAAAAAUAUUUUGUUUUCGGAUUGGGUGAAGGAAAUAUUAUGAGCUCGAUUGACACGAAAGAAGAAAGUAGUUCAGAAGUAAGUAGUGUGUGUAGUGAAGGUAUAGAUUCCUUAAGUGAACCACCGAUUGAUAUUAAUAACGAACAAGCAAACGAUGCUGCUGAAUUGGCAUGUUCCCGUUUAGAAAAAUAUUUUUUGUCUGGUUUUAUGGGAUAUUCUCAAACUGAGCGAAAUGAAUCAGAUGAAAGUGGCAGCGUUGGUAGUGACAGUGAAGGACAUCCAAGUCCAAGUCAGAGAAGAAAACGUUUAGUAAGAGCUAGAGGUACGCCAAGAUCUCAAAAUUCGUCUCUUGAUAAUUUAUUAGCUAAGGACAAUGAGAGUAAUGAAACACUAAUAUGUGAAAAUCAAAAUGAUACACAUGAUUCUUCAGAAUCAGAAAACUGUGACGAUACAGUUAUACAUGUGGAAAAAUCCGAACAUGAUACAAUUAAACGCAAAAAACAAGCGAGAAAACGACAUGAUUCAGACGAAAAUGCACGAAAACCAAUCGAAAAUGAAGAAAACAAUUUCUCCGAUAAAAAUAAUGAAAUUUUACAACCUGAUUACUUGCUACCAACUUACGGUAGUAACUUAGCUCAAUCUAAAAACCAACAUAGCCGCGACAGUGGAUUUAUUGGUAGCAAUGAUGAUCUUCUUAAAAAUGACGAAUGCGUUAGAUCUCCUGAAUUGAAAAUAGAAUUAGAAGAUAUUAAAGAAGAUUCACAAGAAAACAAAGAGACUGAUUCUAAUAAUUUCCUACAAGAUUUACAACAUCCAAAUACGUCUAAGAAACCACCUUUACAUCCACAAUCGCUUACACGAAAAGAUAGUUUCAAUAAUUGGAGUUCCGAUGAAGAAACAAAUUUAAUGAUGUCAAAAAUGCGUCAAUUUUUCAAAACUUUGGUUGCAGCCAGCGCUAAUGCCAGCAGCUCUAAAAAUUCAACUCCGAUUGUUAGCGGAACAAGUACACCUAAGGGAUCAACGCCUGUCGCAAGAGUUAGAAAUCGAAAUAAACCAGCACAAUUGGCUUAUUUUGAAAGUGAGCUAACACGAUUAAUGAAAACUGUGCCAGGUAUAAAUGACGAUCAAGUUCGCGAAAUUGUUGAGUACUUAAGUAGUGAAGACACUUGGUCUGAUUCAUACGACUCUUCUGAUUACACUAGCUCCGAUUUAGAAGGAGCUGUUAACAAAUCUAAAAACUCAGUACUAAAAGAACAAAUAUCCGCAAGCUGUCAACAAAUCAUAAAUAAAUUUGAUAAUCCAGUUAAUGAUAGAGAAGGUGAUCUUGGUGACGGUGGUUUAUUGGAAGAAAAACACAAUUUGAAUCCAGAAACAGCUUUAGUUUAUCAAAAAUUGGUUGCAUCUUUUUCGAAAAUGACAACCGGAAAUGAAGAUAAAACUGAGCAAAUUGAUUCAAAUCAGAUUAAUCAACAAUCUUCAUCAAAUGUUGACCAAUCAGACAAAUCGCCACAAUUGUUAGCUAAAGUUAUGCAUCAUAUCGGAACAAGAUUAGUUGCUCUCAUGCAUGAAGUAAGUAGUGGUGAUUCACGUGCCAGCAAUUCUCCGGUAGCACCACAACGAUAUCAUAAACGAAUUCACCAAAAAGUACUGAAAAAGGGCGACAAUAACGACGAUGAUGACAGCCUAUCUGACUGCAGCAAUAUAGAUAGAAUAAAUGAUGGAAGACAUCAAACUGUACAAGUGCAAAUUAAUAAUUCAAACACAUUAUCCACAACAACAACACAAGUAAAUGCACCAACUGAUUCUCUUGGUUUAAACCUACCACGAAGUAAAUCACAUGACUUAUUAUUAAGCGAUGCUAGGCCACAACAUCAUCAAUCUAGUAGUGGUGUUAGUGAUACAGCUGGUGAAGAAAAUGUUGCCAGCGAUUAUGAGCGCUUCUCGUGGCGCGGUAGUUUUGAAUCAGCAUUACUGGCUAAUGGUGAUUCCAGAACUAAAUUAACAUUAUUAGAUAGAGAUAAUUCAUCAUCUGCAUCCGCUUUGGCUGCAAAGCGUCGUUCAGCAGGUGAUUUAUUAUUUAAUCCAACAAGAUUAAGCCAAGAACAAUUAGAUCGUGUACGCAGUUGUGGAAGUAUAGGUGGUUCAACAGUAACUGAAGAAAAUGAACUACAAGCUACAAAAUCAUGGAAUACAUCUAUAAAUCAUCAUCAUCAAAGUAAUUUACAUGUACCACAAAAUUCAUCGAACCGUCGAAGAUCAAGUGUACCAGAUUCAAUAUGCGAAUACGAAGCGACAUCUGACGAAGAUAGUAAUGUAGAUGGAAAUUUCAAUAAAACAAGAUCAACUUUACCACGUAGCUUACAAAAUUUCCAAACAAAUGUACCAAACACAAAUUCUCUUCCGCGUUUACCAACUACACCAUUAAUGACAUCAUCUCCGAUUUCAAAAGCACAAAGCGUUUAUCAAUUUUUACCGAGUAGUGUUAAGAGCGCUCGUUAUAGACCACCUGGAGUUAAUAAUAGUCGUAGUAAUUCUAUAACGAAAAAAUCUUCAUCAACUUCUGGGUUAUCCCAGCUUCUUUAUUCAAGAAGAGAUGGAAGACGGAAAUUUAAUAUUUUAGGAACCAAUGAAGCUGCAACAAAAUCUAAUGUUGAUAUUAGUAAUUCACCAAUAAUAGGAGCAAAAAGUAAAACUAGUACGAAUGCUAGUCCAGUAGCAACUCCAGGUUCUGCUUCUAGUGAUCCAUGGCCAUCUCAAUCAGAUGAAGAUAUUGAUCGUUUAGUUGCUUUACAUCAAAAUCGCAAUAGUUUAAGUUCAUUAGGGCUGAGGUCAGAUUCUAUGGCAAGUGUUUAUUCCGGAGCUGGUGAUGGUCGUUAUGGUACAGUUGUUGUAAAAGGACAAGUUGAAUUCGGAAUGCAAUAUAAUUAUAAACAAAGUGCUUUGGAAAUUCAUGUAGUUCGUUGUAAAGAUUUAGCAGCUGUUGACGCUAAACGUAAUAGAAGUGAUCCUUAUGUUAAGGUUUAUUUAUUGCCAGACAAAUCAAAAGGAGGGAAACGUAAAACAAAAGUUAAAAAGCAUACACUCAAUCCAAUUUUUGAUGAAGUUUUACGUUUUCAUUUACCAUUGAGCAGUUUAGAAUCAAGACAAUUAUGGUUAACAGUAUGGCAUUCCGAUAUGUUCGGACGUAAUGAUUUCUUAGGUGAAGUGACAAUCAAUUUAGCUGGACGUCUUUUUGAUAAUCCACAUCCACAAUGGUAUCUUUUACAAGAAAGGAGUGAACCUUUCGAUGACAUAUCAGUAUAUCGUGGUGAUAUUAUAGUAGGACUUAAAUUUGUUCCGCCUGAAAAUGCAAAUUCUAAAAAUAGUUUAACACGUGGCAGUAAUUCAAAUCUUAAAAAAUUUGGAAGUAUGAAAGGAAAUUCAAAGAAUUUUUCAACAAAAGGCCAAUUACAUGUUUUAGUUAAGGAAGCGAAAAAUUUAACUGCAAUAAAACCAAAUGGAGUAUGUGAUGCGUUCUGUAAGAGUUAUUUACUACCAGAUAGGACAAGAAGCUCAAAACAAAAAACACAAGUAGCGAAACGAACUAAUAACCCUGUAUGGAAUUAUACUUUUGUAUAUGAAGAUGUUUCAUUACAGGAACUCGCUGAAAGAGCAUUAGAAUUAACAAUAUGGGAUCAUGAUAGAUUGGCUAGCAAUGAAUUUUUAGGCGGUGUAAGAUUCUCAUUAGGAACAGGUAAACAUUAUGGUAAAAUUGUUGAUUGGAUGGAUGCAACUGGUAAAGAGCUCUCUCUAUGGCAAAAUAUGUUAAAUCGACCAAAUUUUUGGGUAGAAGGUGCACUAAUACUACGUUCAUCAUUAGAUGGAGUUAGGGCAUUACCAUAAGGUGAUAAUUACAUAAACUGAAAAUUAAAAAAAAAAAAAAACAUACAAAAAAAAAACCAAUUACUAAUAUUAAAAAUUCAGAUAAAUAAAAAGUGUCUGUAACUAUAUACUAAUUGUCAUAUACAUACAUAUAUUAUAUACCUAUGUAUUAUGCAUAUAAAUAUAUUUAUAACGCUUAAAAAAACAGAAAAUAAUUUCAAAUUUAAAAAUAAUAAAAUUUAUAUAUAUAUAUAAAAGUUCUUGUAGAUUUUAGAAAAUUUUCACAACUAAGCGAUGCAAAAAGAAAUACUAAAUUAUAAUAUUAUAAAAAAGUUUCAAUUAUAUAGAGAAAAAAAAAACAAAAAUUUUGUUAUUAAAACAUUAAAAUUACACAUUUAUUAUGUAGAAAUAAAAAAAUAAAAUGUAUAUAUAAAAUACAUAAAAUACUACAUACAAUAAAAAAAAAACAAAAUUGUUCGUUAAUUAUGAAACAAAUAAAAAUUAACCAUUUUCUUUUUCAAAAAAUUAUUCAUCAAAUAAAAUGAAAGUCUUAUACAAAAUUUAAAAUGAAAGAAAAAAAAUAAUAAAAUUAAUUAAUACAUAUAUACAUUGGAAUUUAUUUAUUUAUAUACAAUUUUAAUUAAAAGAAAUUUCAAAAUAGAAUUAAUUAAAAAUUUAAAUGUCAAAUAUUAUAAAUGACAAUUAUAAAUACUUUAAAUUAUAUAGUUUGUAUAACCAUAUACUGUCAUUAAAAUCAAAAUAAUUUGAUUUGAUCCACUGCCUAGUUAACAUAAGGCACACAAGCAUUAAAAAAAAUUUUUACAAAGCUAGUGUUACAAAAUCAGUGCUGAAUUAGUAAAAUUGUUCUUUUGAAUUAUAAAAAUUAAAUUAAACCCUAUUCACAUUAUUACUUCUAUACUAAUAAAUAUGAUAUUAACAAGUUAUAGAACCCGAUUAUAUGUUAUCAGAUUCACAUUGCAUUGACAUAUUUCCAGCUAACAUUUUAUUCUUAUAAUUUAUUAAAAUUAUUCUUUUAAAAAAUAAUAAAAGUUACUGUGUUGUCAACUUAAAUUUUUUGAAAUUAAAUUGCUAAAACCAAAAAAAAA
Condylostylus longicornis is the source of this 14421-nucleotide messenger RNA. Its product is annotated as serine-rich adhesin for platelets-like. Gene Ontology annotation, biological process: exocytosis. Gene Ontology annotation, cellular component: exocytic vesicle; plasma membrane. The record is from RefSeq and is a predicted model, not a curated record. Bases 134 to 13336 code for a protein of 4400 amino acids. Lineage: Eukaryota; Metazoa; Arthropoda; Insecta; Diptera; Dolichopodidae. The transcript has 14 exons. Gene Ontology annotation, molecular function: neurexin family protein binding.